AUGCCCAAGAAGGAUCAAGACGCCAUCUUGGGAUUAACAUCAUUCAACUUUAAUCAAUCAUCAUCAUCAUCUACAUCAUCAUCAACAUCUUCAUCAACCAGGGACAUCUCACCAACAAGUCUUCCUCCAAUAAUAACACUUCCAAAUGCUAAUGGACAAUCCUCAAAGUCCAAGCCAAUAUCACCAACCAACUCCAACUCAAACACAAACUCAACAAACAUGAGAAACACAAAUAUCAAACUCGAGUCAAUCGCAUCCAGACUUGGUACACUCCCUCCAGCAUCAUCCUCAAACAACACAUCUACAUUGCCAUCACCAAACAAGUUACCAUUCAAUCCAUUCAACUCAAUCUCAAACUCAAUUUCAAACUCACUCAACUCAAACUCAAACACAAGUUCCAACUCAAAGUUACCCAACCUCACACAUCAACCUUCAAAGAGUGCAUUUAUUGCUUCGUUCCUGCAUGAAUUGAACCAUCCUCAAGAGUACAUUGGUGACUCUGGUGACUUGGACAACCCCGAGCAAUAUUAUUGCAAGUUCUGUGACAAGACCUGGCCCUCCACUUACUUCAAGAACAAGCAAUCAUUUGGCGCACACUGUUCCAACUGCUCACGAAAGAGAAAGCAACGCGAUGAGAGCUUCCCAUUCGUACCCGAGCUGAACUCGGACAAACGCCACCGCAACAAUCAUAGUAGCCGGCUGGGAGAUGAGCCAUCAUCAGACAUGGAGGACAGCGACUCAUGGUCUACCUACGCCUCCGAGGACAUCCAUCGCAUCCCCUCAUCUUCGCCCUUCUCACCCAGCCAGCACCAAGGCACAAGUUACUCCUCGCCCACGUUCUCACCGUCCAACGCGCUGCCCACGGAAAGUCUUCGCUUCUCAUUGCUCGAUGUCGUCGAGGACAAGAUUGCCGAGGAGAAUGAGAUAGAGUACAUGAAGAAGGACUUGAAGAACCUGGUGAGUGAGAUCCUAAUCCAGGACUUCAAGAAGGAGAAGGAGAUCAAUGACCUCAAGGUGAACUUGUCGCGCGAGAUCAAGGAGACAGAGGUGCGUGUCAUGGAGGACAUCACCGAGAAAAAGAAAGAGGAGGAGCGUCAACUGGCCACAAUUAAGGAGGAGCUGCUCCUGGAGUUCCGCCAGCAAGAGAAGCAGUUGAUGGACAAGAUUCGCGCGGCCAAGGAAGCACCAGAGUCCAAGGAAUUGCUGGAACAAGUGGACCGCACACAUUCAAAUCUUAAGCGACUGGUGAGUGAGCGCAUUACAAUGAUGAACAACGCCAUGAUGACUCAGGAGCGAGAGCUGAUGCGUCUUGUCACCCUGGAGACCAAGGAGUGCGAGAAACAUGUACAUAAGAAGUUUGAUGGCAUCAGGAAAGAGUUGAACGACUUCACAGAGGGACUGGCAUCGUCCUUUGAGCUCAUUGAGAACAUAGUAGGAGGCAGUGGCACUGGCAUCAAUCAAUCAAACACAUCAUCAUCUAUAAGUGUUAGAGAUGCCAGCGUUGGAAGUGGAAGUGGAAGUGGAAGUAGUUUCAUCAGUGGACCAGUCAUCAAUAGAGUAGUGUCCACAUGA
Molecule: messenger RNA, 1572 nt
Organism: Acytostelium subglobosum LB1
Lineage: Eukaryota; Evosea; Eumycetozoa; Acytosteliales; Acytosteliaceae
Exons: 1
Coding region: 1-1572 (523 amino acids)
Source: RefSeq, a predicted model, not a curated record